AUGGCUAGUGAGAAGGGACGUACAGAAAUUCCUAUGAUUAUGUAUGAGCCGUCCCAAGAAGCCUCUGCACCAGAAUACUGCGGGCAACAGGGGGGCUAUGAAUAUCCUUCUCCCCCACCUUACUGCUAUCGAGAAACAGUCAACCUUGAGCAACCAGUUUACCUGGUGUCUCAGCCUCCAAUCGUUGUAGCAGGAAUCUUCUCAAGCAAACCAACAUCCACAAUAUGCCCUUCCUGCCGCCAGCACAUUACCACACAGGUCACCUACAGAGUGGGCAGACUGUCUUAUCUUCUGUGCACCAGCUUGUGUAUGGUUGGGUGUUGUUUCGGAUGCUGCUUCGUACCUCUCUUCAUGAGAAUCUUCAAGGAUGCAGACCAUUACUGCCCAUGCUGCCAAUUUCACAUUUACAGAUACAAAAGACUGUAA
Struthio camelus australis is the source of this 426-nucleotide messenger RNA. RefSeq names its product LITAF domain containing (gene LITAFD). Gene Ontology annotation, cellular component: cytoplasmic side of lysosomal membrane; cytoplasmic side of late endosome membrane; nucleus. The record is from RefSeq and is a predicted model, not a curated record. Lineage: Eukaryota; Metazoa; Chordata; Aves; Struthioniformes; Struthionidae. Gene Ontology annotation, molecular function: zinc ion binding.